Messenger RNA from Sclerotinia sclerotiorum 1980 UF-70, 114 nucleotides. RefSeq lists its product as hypothetical. The record is from RefSeq and is a predicted model, not a curated record. Bases 1 to 114 code for a protein of 37 amino acids. The transcript has a single exon. Lineage: Eukaryota; Fungi; Ascomycota; Leotiomycetes; Helotiales; Sclerotiniaceae.
AUGCGUUAUGCCUUGGGGUUUUCCACAGCGCUUGGGAUAAACGAAAACCCGGCUUCGGAGAUGACGGGCCCUGAAGCUUCAAGCAGCGGAGGCUCUCUAUGGGGCGAAGGGUGA